UUUCCGAGGAAAGAUGAGUAAUAAUAUGUUUAUUCUUUUCAGGAUGAAUUAUUCAAAAUUCAUAUCAGCAGUUUCGGCCAGAAGAAAACCGUCAGGAAUCAGUGACUUGCAAUUGUUGUUGACUACGCCAUCGCCGUCAAUGGUGUGGUUGGCCUCAGGGAUACCUAACCCAAAACAGUUUCCUUUCAAGAAGGUGAGCAUCACCUUACAAGAUGAUAGGUUGCUCACCCUCACACCAGACAUGCUGUGCUCUGCUCUCCAGUAUGGUCCUACACCAGGAUAUACACCACUGUUGAAGCAGCUCAAAGCUAUGACAAAACUUCAUCACUCUCCACCAAAGUGGGAAGAAUGCGACAUCUUAGUUACAGCGGGGUGUCAACAAGGUCUGUCUAUAGCCUUCGAAAUGUUGCUCAACCCAGGAGACAUUGUUGUGGUCGAGGACCCUUGCUACUCCGAUGUUCUCUGUAUGUUGUCAGCUAUGUCGCCGCAGUAUCUGGCUAUACAAGUUGAUGAACAAGGCAUGAAGCCGGAUCUACUUAGAGCUGAGUUAACAAAAGCUGUUAAGGAGGAAGCCAGUGGUAUACCUAAGGUGAUGUACCUGGUGCCCAAUGGCAGCAACCCCACUGGAACUACCAUGAGCCUGGAGCGCCGUCAAGCUCUCUAUGAUAUUGCGUCUGAUUUUGACCUUAUUAUCCUGGAAGAUGAUCCUUACUACUACUUUCACUAUGAACAAGAGCAUCAGGAUCCUUUGCCAAGUUUUCUUAGUAUGGACACCGAUGGUCGAGUCCUUCGCUUCGACUCGUUCUCCAAGAUAGUAAGUCCUGGGCUGCGUGUUGGGUAUGUGACAGGUCCCUCGCCACUCUUGGAGAGGAUCAACGUUCACCUUCAAGCCAACAUCAUAUGUGCACCCAUGUUGUCUCAGGUGUUGAUGAGUGAGUUGUUAAGAGACUGGGGAGAAGAUGGCUUCCAGAAGCAUAUAGCAAACCUGCGUCAAUUUUAUCGUGACCAGAGGAAUAACAUGGUACAAGCUGCCCAGACACAUCUCACAGGUUUGUGUGAAUGGACGGUUCCUAAGGGAGGUAUUUUCUUAUGGCUUAAGGUACCUAACUUACAAGACACUGGACCAAUGUUGAUGAAAGGGGCAAUAAAACGAGAAAUUAUACUUGUUCCUGGGAAAGAGUUCAUAGUGGACUGCAGCAAACCAUGCCAGUACAUGAGAGCAGCCUUCUCAUGCGCCACCUCUGACCAGUUGAUGAAGGGAAUGGAGAGUCUUGCUAAACUUAUAAGAGAGGAAUUAACAGUACAGAACAUGCAAGCUAUGAAACCAUAAACCAAGUGACCCAGGACACCGUAGUCUUGAUCACAACAUUGCUGAAAUGCUGCUUCACUACGCUUACUGAACUUCUAAAUGGAAUUUGAAGUACAUUUGUGUUGCCCUUAUACAUUUAUUUGAAUUAUUAUAUUCAUGGAGGUUCUCUAAACCCGUAGGGGUCAUACAAUAUCUUGGAAAUUGAAGGUGAUUAAACCUUCAGUUCGCGAGGCUGUGUGUGUGUGUGUGUGUGUGUGUGUGUGUGUUAGGAGUAAAUUAAGACGAAUGUUUUUUAGGACCUAUCGAGCUGUUGUGAAGCGAUUCAGGGAAACCGGUUAGCCGGAGGUGGGAAGGGUUUGGGAUAUUGACUGUUUGGAGUGACGUAUAAACUGUCGUAUCUGAGUGCCUUUGCAGAUAUAUACAUACAUA
Molecule: messenger RNA, 1738 nt
Organism: Cherax quadricarinatus
Lineage: Eukaryota; Metazoa; Arthropoda; Malacostraca; Decapoda; Parastacidae
Source: RefSeq, a predicted model, not a curated record